AUGGGGUUCCAAAUAGCAUGGCUGAGGAAAGAAAAGCUUAAGGCUUUGAAGGCUAUGGUGUUUGUGACUAUGAGUCUAGAGAGAUUUAUAAGUUCUAGAGGUGAGAGGAUGGAAGGAAAAGGGAAAAUGGAGGAUUUCAAGCAUGAGAAAAUAGAAGAAAGGGUUGUGAUAGGAAUGGCUGGUAUGGCUGCUGGAAUGCUUACAGUAGCUGAAAAAAUAGUGAGUUCUCAUGGUUGCUGGGAGGCUUGCAGCAACCAAGAUGAGUUGGUUUUGCCUGGGCAAUGCCUCCCAAUUUAUAGAAGGUGA
Messenger RNA from Prunus armeniaca (apricot), 306 nucleotides. The record is from the annotation of a GenBank genome assembly. NCBI's taxonomy places the organism in Eukaryota, Viridiplantae, Streptophyta, Magnoliopsida, Rosales, Rosaceae.